Penicillium brevicompactum is the source of this 2514-nucleotide messenger RNA. RefSeq names its product glycoside hydrolase family 2 protein. Gene Ontology annotation, molecular function: beta-mannosidase activity. Gene Ontology annotation, biological process: carbohydrate metabolic process; glycoprotein catabolic process. Lineage: Eukaryota; Fungi; Ascomycota; Eurotiomycetes; Eurotiales; Aspergillaceae. The record is from RefSeq and is a predicted model, not a curated record. Bases 1 to 2514 code for a protein of 837 amino acids. The transcript is spliced from 5 exons.
AUGUCCAUGACCGUGCAGACUUUGUCCUCAGGCUGGUCCUUCAAGGACCGCGACUCUAGCGAAUGGCUCCCGGUUCCCACAGUUCCGUCCGUGGUGCAGCAGGAUCUCAUCGCAAACAAUAAGCUCGAUGAUCCAUAUCUUGGGUUCAAAGAAUUGGAUGCUCGCUGGGCCAAUGAAAAGUCGUGGGUUUAUCGGACUGUGUUCGAAAGACCAAAUGCUCCGGCGGGUUCUACGAUUGCUUUGGUGUUUGAUGGUUUGGACACUUUUGCGAAAGUAAAGUUGGAUGAUCAUAUCAUUCUCGAGAGUGACAACAUGUUCUUGGGACACCGUGUCGACAUAACAAAAGCGCUGAGCGCCGACGGCGAACACGUUCUCGAGGUCGAGUUUGACUGUGCUCUUCUCAAGGCACGCGAGCUCCGAGCCCAGGAUCCAAAGCACAAAUGGGUGGGGUUCAAUGGAGAUCCAGCACGGAUGGCUGUGCGAAAAGCGCAAUACCACUGGGGCUGGGAUUGGGGACCAGUCCUGAUGACUGCUGGCAUUUGGCGAGCCGUGCGACUAGAAGUGUACAACGCUCGUGUGGCUGAUUUGUGGCCGCAGGUUCGGCUUGCUGAAGAUCAUCAGACAGCUGAAGUCACUGCAGUUGUCGAUGUAGAUGGCCUCGUGGAUAGUGACUUCACGAUCCAAUUUACAUUGAGUCUGAAGGGUAAAGAGAUCGCUUCCCAGAAUAUCUCAGUAUCUGGAAAGACGACUCAGGUCACAUUCAGGGUCAAUUUUCCAGAUUUAUGGUGGCCCCAUGGAUAUGGUGAGCAGACUUUGUACGAGGUGUCUGCGUCGCUAUUUCACGGUGGUCAAAAGGUCGACCACGAGUCAAAGAAAUUUGGCAUACGAACUGCAGAGGUAGUUCAGCAGCCAGACAAGCAUGGAAAGUCUUUCUUCUUCCGCAUUAAUGGGAGAGAUAUUUUCUGCGGCGGCUCGUGCUGGAUCCCAGCUGACAGUCUUCUCCCCGCUGUGAGUGCCGAACGGUACCGUAAGUGGAUUGCGCUCAUGGUUGCUGGCAGACAAGUCAUGAUUCGUGUCUGGGGUGGAGGCAUCUAUGAAGAUGAUGCAUUCUAUGAAGCCUGUGAUGAGCUGGGAGUGCUUGUCUGGCAGGACUUCAUGUUUGGCUGCGGCAAUUAUCCUACUUGGCCCGAGAUGCUCGAGUCUGUACGCCGGGAGACAACAUACAAUCUGAGACGCAUGCGCCACCACCCAUCAAUCGUGCUCUAUGCCGGCAACAAUGAGGACUACCAGGUGGCAGAAUCAGAAGGUUUGACGUACGAUUACGAGGACAAAGAUCCAGAGAGCUGGUUGAAGACGGAUUUCCCGGCUCGUUAUAUUUACGAGAAGCUGCUUCCAGAGGUGGUGGCUGAACACUCGCCCACCACAUUCUACCACCCCGGUAGUCCAUGGGGCGAUGGUAAAAUCUCAUCUGAUACAACUGUGGGAGACAUGCAUCAGUGGAACGUGUGGCACGGAACCCAAGAAAAGUAUCAGAUCUUCGAUACUCUCGGUGGGCGAUUCAAUAGCGAGUUUGGCAUGGAGGCGUUUCCUCAUAUCUCCACCAUCGACUAUUUUGUCGAGAGGCCUGAGGACAAGUUCCCUCAGUCGCACGUUAUCGACUUCCACAACAAGGCAGAUGGUCAUGAGCGGAGGCUAGCAACAUACUUGGUCGAGAACCUACGAUCUGCCACAGACCUUGAGGUUGUACAAGCCGAAACCAUGAUGUUUGGCUAUCGAGGUUGGCGUCGACAAUGGGGUGAUGAAAGACACUGCGGUGGCGCACUUCUUUGGCAACUGAACGACUGCUGGCCAACCAUUUCUUGGGCAAUUGUGGACUAUUUCCUCAACCCCAAACCGGCAUAUUAUGCCGUCAAGCGAGUACUAAACCCGAUUGCUGUCGCAGUGCGGCGCGAGCAUCAUGACUGGAGUGUGGCCCAUGCACAGCCUCCCAAGAGCAGUCGUUAUGAGGUUUGGAUUGCGAGUAAUUCGUUUGAGCCUCUUCAAGGCAAAGUCGAACUGCGGUUCAUCUCCAUCAACACAGGCGAUGAUAUCAGAUCUCCGAUUGUGCGCGACGGCAUUACUAUUGUCCCGAAUGGCACCACAGAUAUCGUCGACGGGGUCAUUGACCAUGUCGCGGAGCCAGAACCUCAUGUCCUAGCCGCACGGCUGUGGGUAGGCGACAAGAUUGUAGCAAGGGAUGUUGACUGGCCGCAACCAUUCAAAUAUCUUGACCUAUCAGACAGACAGCUCCAUGUUCAACCAACUUCUGAGCAUGAAAAUGAGGAGAUUUUGGUGGUUAGCGCACGCAAACCAGUUAAAUGUCUUGUCUUUGAGGAGCAAGAUGGAGUGCGGCUUGAGGACAAUGCGGUGGACAUUGUGCCGGGUGGUGAGCAGACGAUCAAAGUGACUGGCCGUGGAAGUAAGCCUUUGAAGUAUCGGUAUCUGGGGCAAGAGUCAUGUCAGAUCGUCGCAUAA